AUGUCUAACUAUUCUAUUAUAUUAUGUACAUUAGCUUCCAUAAGUUAUGUUAUUUUGCUUGAAGUCAUUGCUUUUGAUUUUGGAAUUCUAGACAACAUCUUGUCUCCCAGCCGAUUUGCUGCUAACACGGAUGUUGCUCUGCAACUUCCUGCACGAAAUGUCACCUUGUGGGCAAGGCAGGCUAGUUUUGGUAAAGGAUUAACGAAUAGCUCUUUGACAACGAAGAUUCGGCUUUUCCUGCCCUCGAAUUUCCAAGAUGAUCUGACGGGUUGUUCUGGGAGGUCGGGACAUGAACAAUUGAGCAUGUCUUUGCCCGUAGAUGAAGAAAAGAAAGGGUUUCGAAGGAUUCAGGAAGACUCAAUUGACUUUGUGGAAUCACAAAAUCACAAUGACGGGGAUGACGACGAUGCACUCAACUUUCUUGUAGUGCAGCGAGGGAAAUGUACCUUUUUUGAAAAAGCACUGCAUGCUCAAGAUUCAGGAUUUCAGGGAAUUGUCGUCGGCGAUAAUAGAAAACAAAUUAACUCCCAUCUGCAAUACAUGGUGGGUCCAGGAAAGGAAGACUCCCGCGUCUCCAUUCCAUCCCUAUUUGUUUCCUCUACAUCCUUUAGCAUUCUAUAUUCUGAUAUACUGUAUUCAGAAAACCGCUUUCUCAAAAUCUACGCCAAGCCGGAGGAACUCAGUGAUAUGUUUUGGCCCUUUCUUCUUUGCUUUUCUCCUUCUAUUAUCAUGCUCGCAACUGUUCAAGCACUUGCUAUUCGGCGCAUCAUCCGUACUUACAAAAAUCGGUCGAAAACAAAAGAAUUCAUUCAAAACUUACCCUCAAGGACGAUUUCUCGUGAAGGCUUCUACGAAGAAGACGUUGAAAAUGAUAUCCCAGACAACGAAGCUGUUCCUUUAAUGGACGAGACUGCUCGACGUGCUGCCUAUGGCGUCGAAUGCGUCAUUUGCCUUGAAGCUUUCAAUCGCGGCGAUAAAGUCAUCGCAUUGCCUUGUAAGCAUGAAUUUCACCGAGAUUGCAUCUCAAAAUGGGUCGUUGACUACAGACAUACCUGCCCCACCUGUAAUGCUGUCGUACCUUUCGCCGGUUCCUCUGCCGAAUGA
Messenger RNA from Schizosaccharomyces osmophilus, 1104 nucleotides. Its product is annotated as ubiquitin-protein ligase E3. The record is from RefSeq and is a predicted model, not a curated record. The transcript has a single exon. The coding region runs from base 1 to 1104 and encodes 367 amino acids. NCBI's taxonomy places the organism in Eukaryota, Fungi, Ascomycota, Schizosaccharomycetes, Schizosaccharomycetales, Schizosaccharomycetaceae.